CGAAAGUAGGAAAGCGAAACUGUAUCUCAGUGACGCUGACAGAUAUCAUGGAUAAAAGGGUCGUUCUCGUUUACUGUGAUAACAAAUGAUCUAUGUCGAGAGAAGAACAGUUUGGCAGUAGCUGCUAGACAGAGACGUCUGUAGCGAAAGGUCAAAAGUCCUGAAAUUUACAAAAUACACUAACAAGUGGAUCAAAAUGCUUGUUAAAACUUUGAGGUGGCUACUUUGCAGUGCAUUUGUUCUUUCCUCAUUUCUGUUCUCAUCCGAAGUGUCUUCAGAGGAACCAAGUUUUCCAUGUCUAUUAAGACUUUUGGAAGGUGGAAAUUCAGUUUGUGUCUGCAACUCAUCUUAUUGUGACAAAGUGCCUGCACUAGGUAAACUUGCUCCUGGUAUAGUUGCUGUGUAUACAUCAUCACAGGCUGGAGAUCGUCUAAACUAUACAACAAUUAAAGCCACUACAAAUGGUUCCACUCCUGAGCUUGUUUUUGAAGUGUGGAAAAACAGAACGAGGCAAAGUAUCAUUGGCUUUGGUGGAGCAUUCACUGAUGCUGCAGGCAUUAACAUUGCUAGCCUACCAGCAGCAGCACAGCAGAACCUUCUUCAGUCCUACUUCUCUCCCAAUGGUAUUGAAUACAAUAUUGGGCGUGUUCCAAUGGCCAGCUGUGACUUCUCUACCAGGGAAUACUCUUAUGAUGAUGUAGAUGGAGAUCUUGAACUUAGCCACUUUGCUUUGGCUGUUGAAGAUAUAAAAUACAAGAUUCCCCAUAUUCUGCAAGCAAAAGCAAUGAGCCAUAAAGAAGUUCUGAUAUUUGGCUCCCCAUGGAGUGCCCCUGGCUGGAUGAAAACAAACAAAAACAUGACAGGAAAUGGGACACUCAUUGGUCAGCCAGGCAGUGCAUACUACAAGUCCUGGGCCAACUACUUUAUAAGAUUUUUGGAGGAAUACAAGAAACACAAUGUGUCAUUCUGGGGACUUACAGCUCAGAAUGAACCCACGGAUGGCUACAUCUACAAUCACUUUUUUCAAGCUAUGGGAUUUACACCUGAGCAACAGUGAGAUUUUAUCAGGUUGGACCUUGGCCCUGCACUACAUGACAAUGGAUUUGGAGAUCUAAAAUUGAUGAUUCUUGAUGACAAUCGGCUUUUGUUGCCAUACUGGGCAGAAAAGGUAUUCUCCGAUGCUGGUGCUUCAAAGUAUGUGUCUGGAAUAGGUGUCCAUUGGUACAUUGAUGAAUACUCUCCAGUUGUAGCGUUAGACUACACUCAUUUUGAAUUCCCUGAUAAAUUCCUCUUGGCCACAGAAGCAUGUGUCAAAGGAUACCAGCUUGGUGUGUGGGAGCAUGCACAAAUGUAUGCUAGUGAUAUACUUGAUGAUCUGAAUCAUUGGGUGACAGGAUGGACUGACUGGAAUAUGGCAUUAGACACUGGAGGGGGCCCCAACUGGGUCAACAAUUUUGAUAAUAGUCCUAUUAUUGUUAAUGCCUCUGCUGGAGAGUUUUACAAGCAGCCUAUGUUUUAUGCUGUGGGUCAUUUCAGUAAAUUCCUCCCACCUGGUUCUGUGUAUGUUGAGAUGACAUCAUCACUCGCAAAAUCCAGCAUUAAGUCGAUUGCCUUUCUUCGCCCUGAUAACAAAAUGGUGGCUAUUUUCCUCAACAUGGCUGAUGAAGCUAUACCUCUGUCAGUUUAUGAUCCAGAUGUUCAAGGGCUCAUAACUCUGAGUCUACCAGCUUUUUCAAUAAAAACUCUUAGUCAUGGGGUCAAGCCUGUAUUCCAAGAAGCUAUUCCAGUGACUCUGUUGUGUGUGUUUGCAAUUCCACCUACUGUGACAUGGUUCAGAAUGUUCCCAGCUUGAUGCUCGGCAUUGCUGCCAUUUAUACAUCAUCAAGAGGAGGCGAGGGAUUGAACCUUUCUUCUGGCAAGAUGUCCAAUACAACCAGUUACUCGUUGGUGCUAGAAAUAGUCAGAAACAGCACAAGACAGACAAUCAAUGGGUUUGGAGGAGCGUUCACUGAUGCUGCAGGAAUUAACAUUGCCAGCCUACCAUUGGCAGCACAAGAAAAUCUUUUGCAGUCAUACUAUUCUAC
Messenger RNA from Pomacea canaliculata, 2084 nucleotides. Its product is annotated as glucosylceramidase-like. Gene Ontology annotation, molecular function: glucosylceramidase activity. The record is from RefSeq and is a predicted model, not a curated record. Lineage: Eukaryota; Metazoa; Mollusca; Gastropoda; Architaenioglossa; Ampullariidae. Gene Ontology annotation, biological process: glucosylceramide catabolic process. The transcript has 13 exons.